Cydia strobilella is the source of this 1089-nucleotide messenger RNA. RefSeq lists its product as uncharacterized. The transcript has 7 exons. NCBI's taxonomy places the organism in Eukaryota, Metazoa, Arthropoda, Insecta, Lepidoptera, Tortricidae. The record is from RefSeq and is a predicted model, not a curated record. Bases 1 to 1089 code for a protein of 362 amino acids.
AUGCUACCUGGGUUUGGACCGCCGCACACAUCGCUAGAUGUCGUCGGGGCGUCUUCUGCCGAUUUACUCGCAUGCUACCGUAACCAAAAACGAACGUCACCAGAAUUACCAGCUGUCAUCCCAUUCGAGCGUUCCGAUCUACCGCAUAAGCGCGAAGCACCCCAGCAUCCGACCAGUACUGGGCCUACCGGUACUAAAGCACCCCUGGAUCCUACCAGUACUGAGUCUACUGGUACUAAAGCACCCCUGGAUCCUACCAGUACUGAGUCUACUGGUACUAAAGCACCCCUGGAUCCUACCAGUACUGAGUCUACUGGUACUAAAGCACCCCUGGAUUCUGGCAGUAGUGAAAAUGGGACGCCACCACGACCCGUGCUCAACCGAUCGAUGCACCUACGUGUCGAGCUGCUGUUGCCUGAUUUCACCAGGAGCUUUGAAGUUGAAUACCAUGCAGAGUCGAGUACAGCGCGCACUACAGUGGAGAACUCGUCCACCAUCUACCGGGGUCCGGUCGGGCAGGGCCAAAUUCAGUUCCUGAAGAUUGAGAUAGACGCGACAAGCGGAGCCCCGGUACGCCGCUGCACGAAGUCCCCCGCGCUCCCUGCUAGCACUGCGGAUAACUCCAUCCCUGGUCUUCCUAACUUGGAGCCCUUCAAGUUUGUCGGUUACAAAACAGAAGAAGGCCGGCAGGUUGAGCAUUGGCAGAACGUGUUGAUCGGCAAGCCGGGUGACUACGGCGCGGCGCGGGGGGAGUCCCUUAACUACACACACGACUUCUUUGUGUACAGGGAGGGAGGGGACGCAGUGCCGCUCAGAUACAAAGUGACAACCGACAGCUCAGUCCUAGGCGCCGCCAGCGACACCUACACGCACCGUUACAUACUACUGCCACCCCCCACCGCCCCCCUCACACCCGACGUGGCCCUCUGUGAUGACGUGCAAGAGUACCAAGAUGGCCGACGCCGGCGCAGAGCCACUCUUAGUAGGGAGGAGUUCAUUUGGUUGGUCAACGCGAAGAAGGAGCAAGUUGACGAACACAGGAACAAUGAUUUAAAGCCGGAAUCGGAAGAAAUCGUUUGGUCGUACUAA